AUGGUUUGGUUCAAUGAUACCCCAAUCGGUCUUUCUCAAUCAACUUCGGCCUUCACAUGUUCAAAAAAUGCUUCUGACAGAGCUUAUUCCAAUGGAAACUGUGAUCUAGUUUCAAACUUCCAACGGAAUUUCUGCUCCAACUUUGUCUGCAUCUGCUGUUAUGUUCGUCUUCCUAGUCUUCAUGACUUAUAUGAUCACGUCGAGGAAGCACAUAUUGGACGGAGUGGUAUGAGAGCAUGGCCUCCUAAGGUCUUUUCCGAACUUUCUGAAAUCUCCAGCCCACCUCGAGCGACAAGCCCGUUCAAAGACCAAGACUCGGACUGUACUCCUGACGAGUCCAUUCUCGCAAUCGCAUAUUCUACUCGAGAUUUGAAUAAUGACAGCGCGGUGUACAAAGACACUUUGCACCUCGAUUAUUGUAUGACUUGCGACCCAGACAGUUUUCCUCAGUGCCCUCCGCUGCGUCAUCCGUUUCCUCGCCAUGAACAAUCAUGUCAUACCCCACCUCCACCAAAUGUGGCGUCCGGUCUCGCAGCAGCUGAUCUUCGUCCAACGGCUGUACAAGAUAGCGAGUCAGAGCCUGAGUCUCCGAAACACGGUCGUGAAAGCUCGGUUGGCCCGAUUAGAUCCAGACUGCGUAAUCGUGAACGUCGCGCGGACGUGCCAUCAGAUUCGCCACUCAGAGUGCUGUCCGGCAAGAGCAGUCUCAUACAACCACGAACGAAUGCUGUAUCGCGAGAGCCUGUGGCGAAGUCUAGUUAUAAAAAAAAGGUAUCGAAGGUAUCGAAGAAAGACUUGAUCUAUAAUUGUCCAACUCCUGGUUGUAUCAAGACCUAUCGCAACGCCAAUGGCCUCAAAUAUCACAAAGACAAGGGCACAUGUCUCAUUUCUGAGGAGUUCUUGGCCAAUAAUCAUUCAUGUCUUCCCGCUCCGACCCCGUAUUCUCCUCGAUCCUUGACACCGCCUAUGGAUUACCUCGCUCCACCUGCCUUCUCCUCGUCCUCUCCCAUUACGCUACAAGGAAUCAUCACCAUAGCAUGUCCCUCUCCUAGUCUCUCGGCUGAGCUGAUACAUACGAGUCCCGGUUCCUCGUCGCUGCGUUCGCACGAAUCUCCUUUCAGCUCCUGUUCUCGCAGUCUGAGCCCGCUUUCUAUUCUUGAAAGCUCUGAAUCGCCUCCUCCUUCCCCAAUCGAGCUUCGUGCGUCGACCGCCACAAUGAUUCUUAGUUCUCCACCAUUAGACACCAAUCUUCCUGUAACUGUCUUUGCGCCGGCGGUGGCCUUGACACUGAACCGACCUUCUUGCUGCAGAAGUGCAGUGCAGGCAGUCCCCGGCGUUUCAGAGAGACCCAGAAACACUAUGAAAACUGAACUUCGAUUGAACGAAGGCCUGACGCUAGAUGACGACGACUUCGAACGUUCAGAUUCGGCGAAUGACUUGCAUUGA
Molecule: messenger RNA, 1446 nt
Organism: Lentinula edodes (shiitake mushroom)
Lineage: Eukaryota; Fungi; Basidiomycota; Agaricomycetes; Agaricales; Omphalotaceae
Exons: 5
Coding region: 1-1446 (481 amino acids)
Cellular component (GO): nucleus
Source: RefSeq, a predicted model, not a curated record